Messenger RNA from Drosophila mauritiana, 1184 nucleotides. RefSeq lists its product as uncharacterized. The coding region runs from base 632 to 1087 and encodes 151 amino acids. The transcript is spliced from 2 exons. The record is from RefSeq and is a predicted model, not a curated record. Lineage: Eukaryota; Metazoa; Arthropoda; Insecta; Diptera; Drosophilidae.
UAUAGCUAUGGAGCUAUAGAGCUCCAUGGCUCCAUUGAGCCAUAGCUCCACAGAUCGGUGGCGCACUCGACAACAACAAUUACGGCGGCAACAUCGAGGGACGAUAAGGCUGGCAAAGUGUCAAAUGAAUUUGUCAGAUCGGAGGGGGUGACUCGGUCUCGAACCCGAACUCUCCGGACAUGUACAGCACUUGGGCCAUAAAAACAAAUUUAAUUGUUUGCCAAGGAGGAAGUGGUGGAGAGGGAGAGGGCUACGAAGGCGGAGGCGGAUCAGGGGCGUAGUUCCAUCGGAAGGCCAAGGAAAUCACGUGCGAUCCGCGUCCAUAUCACAGGUGCUUCCGUUCCCUUUUGGGGGGCGGAGACGGGACACAGAGUAAACCAGAAAGCAGCUCGCAGCGGAUGUGAGUAUUUGUUGUGAUUUUUGCACCUGUUGCACCUCGCCAGCAGUCAAGGAGCAAACAACAGAGUGCACUGCAAGAAACGGGGUCUUACAAAGAUAUUUAAGAUAUAUGAAGAGAACACAACGUUCUGUAGUGAUUACUCAUAAUAAUGAAUAUGUAUGAGUGUACUCCAAAAUCUAUCUACGUACCACUUAUUUGUCUCAGUGCAACACGAAUAACGACCGACGGGCGAUGCAUACAAAUACAAAACCACAAGCAACUUCCGCCGCCGCAGGAUCAGAGAACCCGAGAAUCGGAGAACUGGCGAACUCGAACCUGUUCCCAUUCCUUGGGAUGCAAGAUGCCACGCCAGCCAUUCGGUGCUCUGCGAUUUGCGAUUGGCGAUCCCGAUUCCGAUUCCGAUUCCCCGAAUGCUGCCAGCUUCCAGCAUGUCUGCAGUGCGAGUGCGAAUCUUGCACCGUCUAUGGAACUAUGCUCAUCUGCCAUCGCGUGUGUCUUCGGGCAUGGGUCCAUAUAGUAUGUACUGGCAUGCUGAUACUGAUACGGAUACUGAUAGCUUAUCACCGCCGCUUCCUUGACGUUAGAGCAGCUCCACUGGCAAUCGUAUCAGUGUUUCCCCUCCGGCAAUCCGAGAGAUGCGAGAUUCACCUUCAGCCAGUGACAAUGCGACUGGAACUCAAUCACUAGUCAGCCAGAUGGGGCAGAUGGCGGCAGAAAUGGAAAUAUAAACUAUUCUGUUUUUUUCUUUUUCUUUCAAAUGAAGAAAUAUAACAUCAAAAUAUUA